Rotaria socialis is the source of this 2097-nucleotide messenger RNA. NCBI's taxonomy places the organism in Eukaryota, Metazoa, Rotifera, Eurotatoria, Philodinida, Philodinidae. The record is from the annotation of a GenBank genome assembly.
AUGCAUCUGUUUACUUAUUAUAUUUUAUUGUUUUUAAUAAUCAAUUUAACAUUUGCUUCAUUCUCAAUUUCAAUUUAUGUUGUCCCAUCUUCAUCACCACUAAACGGAGGAGAAGAUGGUACAUUGGAAUAUCCAUUUUCAACAGUUGAACAAGCUCGUGACUAUCUUCGUACUAUUAUUCGAUCCUCGUUUCGGCGUGUAGCUCUGUAUCCUACUUAUCAUUUUGUGAAACAUCACGCAUUAAUAUUUGAUGAACGUGAUCAUUUUACAAUUUAUACAGCAAUGACACGUGAUGAACAAAAUCGAAUUCGAUUAUCAAGGAAAACAAAUUUCAUUGAAUUAGACUUUCCAAUAAUCAGUGGAGGUAUCCAUUUAACUAAUUGGAUUAAUGAUAAAGGAAUAUGGAAUAGUGUUGUUCCUGUUUCUUUAUCUGCUGUUACUCAACUGUUUGUCAAUGGUCAUCGUGCUACACGAAGUCGUUUACCUGCAACUAGUUAUUUUACUUAUGAAAAAGGACUUGAUAAUCGUACACGUCUUGCCUAUCAAGGUUUUAUUUAUCGCGAAAACCAAUUUGAUAAUAUAACACUUAGUUCAACAUCUACAACUGAAUUUAUCAUUUAUCAUUCAUAUACAGCAUCACGACAUUAUUUUUCUAAAAUAUUUCCACAAAAUCGUACUAUCACUUUUUCUAAUCCAUGUUUAUCAGUUAUUGGUAAUACAUCGAUUAUUAAACAGUCAGGUCAACGUUUUCAUCUUGAAAAUGUUUAUGAAGGAAUGUUAAAUGAAGAGGGUUCAUUUUAUUUUGAUUCGAUCACACAGAUUUUAUAUUAUCAUCCUCGAAAAAAUGAAAGUCUGCAAACAACUAUUAUCAUUUUACCAAUUCUUGAAACAAUUCUAUCAAUCAUAAAAGUACAUCAAAUGGAAUGGAAUUCAAUUGGAAUUGAACAUAGCGCAUGGAUGAUAUCUAAAAUCAAUAAAACUAUUCCUAUUGAUGGACGAGCAGCUGCUGAUUAUUUAGAUAAAUCAAUAGUUGCUGUUUAUUUACGUAAUUCAAGUCAAAUUAAAUUCAAUAAUAUAGAAAUUGCACAUACAGCUGGUUAUGCGAUACAAAUAGAUCGAAAAUGUGAACACAUUAAUAUUGAAAAUAGUAGAAUUUAUGAUUUAGGAGCAGGCGGUGUGAGAAUAGGUAUAGGAGCCAAGAAGAAUGAAAGUGAAUCUAGUGAAUUGAUAAAAAAUAUUAUUGUCAGAAAUUGUACAUUGUAUGAUGGUGGCCAUUUAUUUCCUAUGGGUGUUGGCAUUCUUUUACAACGCGCAACAAUAAAUGUCUUAAUAACAGAAAAUAGUAUAUAUCAAUUUUUCCAUACAGCUAUUCAAAUUGGUUGGUCAUGGAGUUAUGACGAAAGUUCAUCGUAUAAUCAUAGCAUAUCUUUUAAUUAUAUUCAUCAUAUUGGACAAUAUCUAUUGAGUGAUCUUGCUGGUAUUUAUACAUGUGGUCUUCUUAAUGGAACACUAAUUACAAAUAAUGUUUUACAUGAUAUUUACGGAUAUUUUUUGUAUGAUUGGGGCGUUUAUUUAGCUGAUGGAACUUCACAAUUGAUGAUAACUAAUACAAUUGUUUAUAAUACGGGUUCAGCUGCUUUCACUAUGAUUUAUGGUUUCAAUAAUACAUUUCAAAAUAAUAUUCUAGCUCGAUCAAGUAAUCAAAGUGAUGGUGCUCUUUCAUUAUAUCGUCGUGAAUCACUGAGUCACUUAUCGUUUACUUUUCAACAUAAUAUUGUUUAUGAUAUAGUAAAUGAAAGUGGACGUUGGAUAUUUCAAGUUCAAGCACCAGAUCCAUUUUCAUCACCUUUGGUUAUCAUGAAUUAUAAUUGUUAUUUUAAUCUAUAUGGCAAUAUGAUGAUUUUUGGUCUUGGAAGACUUGUUUUUAGUGAAUGGCAAGAAACGAAUCAUGAUACGAAUAGCAUCAUAGACGAUCCACUUUUUAUUGAUGCUGACAGUCACUGUAAUUUUUUCAAUCUUAAUAUCGAUAGUCCAGCUGUUAAAGAGUUAGAUUUCAAACCAAUUCAGCAAUUAUCUCAAUGGAAGCCUGGAUGUUAA